GUCCGCCCGCCCCGCCCGGCAACGUCAGCGGCGGCCCCGCUUCCCCGCCGGCACGGCCCGCUCGGCAUCGCCGCCCCCUGCCCUGCCCUGCCCUGCCCUGCGCUGCCCCGCCGCCGCCGACCCCUCACCGGCAUCCCCCAUCCUCCCCAUCCCCGCUCCUUCCUCCUCCUCCUCCUGCCCGUCCCUCCCGGCGCGGUGCCGGGCGCAUGGCGGCGGGGGCGGGCGGCGCGGCCCUGGGGCGGGCGGCGCUGGCGGCGCCGCUGGUGCUGCUCUACUACGGCUUCUCCAUCGGCAUCACCUUCUACAACAAGUGGCUGAUGAAGAGCUUCCCGUUCCCGCUGCUCGUCACUCUGCUGCACCUGCUGCUCAUCUUCGCUCUGGCGGCGCUCGCCCGAGCCCUGGCGCGGUGCCGCUCCGGCCGCCCGCGGGCAGCGCUGUCCUGGGCCGACUGUCUGCGCCGGGCGGCCCCCGCAGCUCUGUCAACUUCCUUGGAUAUUGGGCUGAGUAACUGGAGCUUCCUGUAUGUCACUGUCUCCCUCUACACGAUGACCAAAUCCUCUGCUAUUCUCUUCAUCCUGCUUUUUUCACUGCUCUUCAAGCUGGAGGAAAUGAGAGUGACGUUGCUCCUGGUGGUUCUGCUCAUUGCUGGGGGACUCUUCAUGUUCACCUACAAGUCCACCCAGUUCAACGCACAGGGGUUCAUCCUGGUGCUCUGUGCCUCUUUCCUUGGGGGCAUCCGCUGGACUCUCACACAGAUACUUAUGCAGAAGGCUGAGCUGGGGCUCCAGAAUCCCAUUGAUAUCAUGUUUCACCUGCAGCCGCUCAUGUUCCUGGGGCUCUUCCCACUCUUUGCGGUGUUUGAGGGCCUGCCUUUGUCCAUAUCAGAGAAGCUCUUCCGUUUCCAUGAAGCAGGAAUGCUGUUCUCUCUGGUAGGGAAGCUGUUCUUGGGUGGAAUUCUUGCCUUUGGUCUAGGCUUUUCUGAGUUCCUCUUGGUUUCCAGAACAUCUAGCCUCACCCUUUCCAUUGCUGGCAUUUUUAAGGAAAUCUGCAUUUUAUUCCUCGCCACACAUUUGCUGGGAGACCGCCUCAGUCUCUUGAACUGGCUGGGCUUUGCUGUCUGCCUGUCAGGAAUCUCCCUUCAUGUCGUUCUCAAAGCCGUGAAUUCCAAAGGUGACAAAACACUGGAGCCACACAAAGAUGCCAGCUCUGACCCUGACCUGGAGCUGCUGCUGCACCACACUGAACAUGGGGACAAGGAGGAAGAGGAUGUUGAAACCCCACAACAAUGACUGAACGUGAAGCACAAAGUCUCUUGCUCUGUUCUUACCAAACCUGCCUGAUAUCUAUCUAGGAGGAAAGUCCAAAAGUCUCUGUGACCACCCAAAGGAGAGCCAGGGCCUAGUGAGAGAAUUCUGCUGCUCUGCUACAGUGUGAAUCUGUAAAUGCUGCACAAGAAACAGGCAAAAUUCCUUUCACAGGAACUUUGAAGACAAGCCCUGGUUCAGUGGACGUGGAACAGCCCAUGAGACACAGAAAUGCUCCAGCAAGUCUGUUAGGGGAUCCUGAAGGCUGAAUACUGAGAGUGUAGACCAUGGGCUGUAGAAUGAGUGUGGACAUACCUGGACUGCAGGCUGAGUGGUUCAGGGAUGAUUUUACUGUUUUAGGCUUUGGCUUCAAAAGAGAAGGUAGAUAUACCUUCCCCCCCCUUUUUUUUUAAAUGUUUCUACAAAGUAGGAACUUCCAUCCUGGUGGGAGCAGAUGACUGUAUAAAUCCUUAGAGUUGUCCCAGUGAGAAGGACCCUUUGUGCCUGGUGACCUCCAUGUUCUGUGUGCAUAGUAAGGAGAGAAUUAAAUGCUGGUAUUUGGGACCAAUUGAACCUGCCAAGUGAUGUUGGUUGGAGGCAGGAUGGGGAUGCAGGAGUACCUCUGGUGCUACAGGCCAAGGGGAGAGAGAGCUGUGUCACAGGAGGCCUAACUUGAGCAAUAAGUUUAUCAGAAAGUAUGUGGGGUUUUGAGAGGGGGAUUUUUUGUUUUUUAAAUAAACUGUUUUUCUGAU
This is a messenger RNA of Pipra filicauda (Wire-tailed manakin), 2056 nucleotides long. It is a transcript of the gene SLC35H1, whose product is annotated as solute carrier family 35 member C2. Gene Ontology annotation, molecular function: antiporter activity. The record is from RefSeq and is a predicted model, not a curated record. Gene Ontology annotation, biological process: UDP-glucose transmembrane transport. The coding region runs from base 207 to 1289 and encodes 360 amino acids. NCBI's taxonomy places the organism in Eukaryota, Metazoa, Chordata, Aves, Passeriformes, Pipridae. Gene Ontology annotation, cellular component: Golgi apparatus; cis-Golgi network; endoplasmic reticulum-Golgi intermediate compartment. The transcript is spliced from 9 exons.